UACAGCAUCUCUUCUCCCUCCACGUCCUCCAAAAUGUCUGGCGGACAAGUAAUAUCCGGAAAGGAGGUUGCUCAGCACAAUUCGCGCGAGAGCUGCUGGAUAAUCGUCCAUGGCAAGGUUUACGACGUCACAGAAUUCUUGGAUGAUCAUCCCGGCGGCAGCAAAAUCAUCCUCAAAUAUGCGGGGAAGGACGCUACGGCAGAAUAUGAACCAAUUCAUCCCCCUGACGCCAUCACCACUAACCUACCGCCAGAGAAGCACCUUGGUGUAGUCGAAGCUGGAACGGUCGAGAAAGUUGAGGUAAAGAUCUCUGACGAAGAGAAGGCUCGUUUGGAACGGUUCGAGCUAAGGCCACCUCUGUCUGAAGUUUUGAACUUGCAUGAUUUCGAGUACAUUGCGAAACUAGUCAUGCCUGAGAAAGGCUGGGCAUACUAUUCUUCCGCCGCCGAUGACGAGAUAACACACCGAGAAAACCACGCUGCUUAUCAUAGAAUAUGGUUCCGGCCACGAAUCUUGCGAGACGUUACACAAGUCGAUUGGUCAACAACGAUACUGGGACAUAAAUCUAGCAUGCCGAUUUACAUCUCAGCGACUGCGCUCGGAAAGCUAGGCCAUCCCGACGGCGAACUGAACUUGACGAGAGCCGCUGCGAAGCAUGGUAUCAUUCAGAUGAUUCCGACCCUUGCGUCCUGCUCUUUCGAUGAGAUUUUGGAUUCUGCUAAGCCUGGUCAAGUGCAAUUUUUCCAGCUCUAUGUUAACAAAGACCGGAAUAUUACGAAGCGAAUUGUUCAGCACGCGGAGGAGCGAGGAAUUAAGGGUCUUUUUAUUACGGUCGAUGCGCCACAGCUAGGUCGUCGAGAAAAGGAUAUGAGGAUGAAAUUUGAAGCUGAAGAUCCCUCUGAGGUUUCUAAGGCCGGCUCAGACGGAGUAGACAGAACUCAGGGUGCCGCGCGAGCAAUCAGUUCCUUUAUUGAUCCCGGCUUGUGUUGGAAUGACAUCAAAUGGUUCAAGAGCAUCACUUCAAUGCCUCUCAUAUUAAAGGGCGUACAGUGCUGGGAGGACGCGAUGGAGGCUUACGAUUAUGGGCUGGCCGGCGUCGUUCUCUCAAAUCAUGGUGGUCGCCAGCUCGACUUCUCACGGUCAGGGAUCGAGGUCCUUGCUGAAGUCGUGGAGAAUUUGAAGAAGAGACGUGGCUUGUCCUUCCCCAACGACAAGUUCCAGUUGUUCAUCGAUGGAGGUGUGCGACGUGCUACCGAUAUUCUUAAGGCGGUUGCUCUUGGUGCAACGGCUGUUGGUAUUGGCAGACCCUUCCUUUACGCAUUCUCGACCUACGGGGAAGACGGUGUCAACAAGGCCCUGCAAAUAUUGCAUGACGAGUUUGAGAUGAACAUGCGCCUCCUCGGGGCACCGACGCUCAGGAAUGUCGUCCCUGAGAUGGUAGAUAUCUCAAAUCUUCGGUCUCAUAUCGUCUCUGUGCCAGAUGAUAGACUAUAUGCCGGAAACUACGAAAGCUUAGAACAUGCUAAACUCAAGGUUUCGAGCAUGAAAUCCAGGCUGUGAAACUUUGCUAGAGUACUGUUACUUUCUGUCUUUUGUAUAGUAUGAACCUACUAGAAUUUACUUGGAUGGCACACAAAUAAG
Molecule: messenger RNA, 1641 nt
Organism: Guyanagaster necrorhizus
Lineage: Eukaryota; Fungi; Basidiomycota; Agaricomycetes; Agaricales; Physalacriaceae
Exons: 16
Coding region: 34-1560 (508 amino acids)
Biological process (GO): lactate metabolic process
Molecular function (GO): L-lactate dehydrogenase (cytochrome) activity; heme binding
Source: RefSeq, a predicted model, not a curated record